GGUGCUUUAGAAUGGGACUGGUGCGAGAGAGCGGAGGUGCUGGUAACUCUGGUCUGGUGCCUCUCUUUUUGUGCGUGGUUUCGCUCGGAGAAGUUAACUUGAAAACUGUGAUAGUUUUAAGAGAAGCUUGUGUACGAGUAGCUGCAGUUAGUGUUCUUCAGUUAGAAUCUAUCAACUUAAUAACAAGUGCGCAAUUCCUGGUGUAAAUCAUAAGUAAAAGAAAAGGAGGCCAGGUCGUUGUUGCACUGCAGCGCCCACAGCUGGUUUUCCAGCCAGUUCUGUUCCCUUCCCCCCAUUCUCGGUGGAGCCGCGGCUCGACGACACAACAAAAUGGCUGCUGAUUCACAUUGUUAGAUUUGUGCUCUGAUCCACCGUAUCGGGUGUGAGGCGAAAUUUCCACCUUUUUGUGAACGAUUAACUUGGUUCUCUUGCCUUCGUCUCCACCUUUUCUCAUUCUUUUCUUUUUUUGACCCAAGUUUUGAGUUUUUGAUUUGCUGAUUGGAGUUCUAUAUAAAUUUGUAUCUGUCGCUUGCAUUGUUGCGAUAACUCUGGUUAUAAAAUGUCGAGCCUAGUGAGGCCUCCCGAAUUCGUGAUUGCACAGAAAUACCGUCUUGUCAGAAAAAUUGGCAGCGGUUCUUUUGGUGACAUUUAUCUUGCAAUCAAUAUUGCAACUGGGGAGGAGGUUGCAGUGAAGUUGGAACCCAUGAAAGCCAGACAUCCUCAGCUGUUGUAUGAGAGUAAACUGUAUAAAGUUUUGCAAGGUGGCCUCGGGAUUCCACACAUCAGAUGGUACGGCCAAGAGCGAGAUUACAAUGUUUUGGUGAUGGAUCUUCUCGGUCCAUCUUUAGAGGAUUUGUUUAAUUUCUGCUCACGCCGUUUCACCAUGAAAACGGUGUUGAUGCUGGCAGAUCAGAUGAUUGGUCGGAUCGAAUAUGUCCACUCGAAAAAUUUCAUUCAUCGCGAUAUCAAACCCGAUAACUUCCUUAUGGGCAUUGGUCGUCAUUGUAACAAGUUAUUCCUGAUAGAUUACGGUCUGGCCAAGAAGUAUCGUGACUCACGUACUCGCCUCCACAUCUCGUACCGAGAGGACAAAAACCUGACCGGAACUGCUCGCUAUGCUUCCAUAAAUGCCCAUUUAGGCAUCGAACAAAGCCGGCGUGAUGAUAUGGAGUCCAUGGGCUAUGUCUUAAUGUACUUCAAUCGUGGUAGUCUACCCUGGCAGGGGCUCAAGGUGGGUAAGGCGGCCACCAAGAAACAAAAAUAUGAGAAAAUUAGCGAGAAGAAAAUGUCAACUCCAGUUGAAGUCCUUUGCAAGGGUUUCCCAGCGGAAUUCGCCAUGUACUUGAAUUAUUGUCGUGGCUUGCGCUUCGAAGAGCAACCCGAUUAUAUGUAUUUGAGGCAGUUGUUCCGAAUUUUAUUCCGCACGCUAAAUCAUCAGUACGACUACACCUUUGAUUGGACCAUGCUUAAACAAAAGGCAGCGGCUUCGGCUGCAGUCAUAGGAGGCAGCUCAUCACAGGCAAUGCAACCCCUUCCAGCUCCAGCAGACGAUCGCGAACUGCGUGAGGUACGUGAGCGAGAGGUUGCCGCUCGCAAGUGACUGGCUGGCAGCGGGGGGCGGGGUACGGUCGAUAGGGAGGCGGAACCCAAGGCGCCCAAAGCCGCCAGAACUCAGGAGGCUUGCGACAACGAUCCGGGAGAAUCGCCUGCCGACACCCGUCCGCCAGUGAUGACCAACACCCCCACCGACAAGCGCGUACUGCGCUCGGCCUCCCGCAGAGGGAAAUGAUAGCGUUCACAUUGUCUGUUGAUUUGUUCGAGUGAAUUUGCAACAACCACCACAAAAGAAACACAUAACAAAACCACCUUAAAACAUAUUUUUUUUUGUGUCGCGAUUUACAUUAGGUUUAAGAUUUCAGUAAAAGAAACCAAAACAAACCUUGUGGUUUUCAAGCAGCGAUUGUAUCUUUUUCUUGUAAUUGUCCUCGAGUGAAUUCCCUGUUUCCUGUAAUUCAUUUUUUUUUUAACUGCUAGAUUUUUUUUUUUUUAUUUUGUUAAACUCGCUAUAUCAUCAACAUCCAUCUACCAGCAACACAAACUGUUCAAUUUUACAUAGGUGUUGGCGGAAACCAAUGUAGUGUUUAUCGAUACCUCUUUAUUAUUAUUUUUCAUCCUUAAGAAAAAGUGAUUCAUUUCUUUUGGUAACGUUUGCACUUCUGUUUCGAUAAUCAUUCUUUUGGGUUCACGUCGGAAAAUUCGGUUAGAACCAAUUGUCACCAUCAAUUCUCUCGAAUUCCUCUUGUGGUCUUGAUCACUUCUAUUAUUACCCUACCGUACUUUCACUCCUUUGUUUCUAUUGGAAACAAAGUUGUUCGCUCGGUUCGAUGAAAACUAAUGCUGCUGUCACCUCUACUUUUUGGUUAUGUUUCCUCCGUAAAGCAAUCCGUUCUUACUUCGACUUGGGGGCAGAAUACACUUUUUUGAAAAUAAA
Molecule: messenger RNA, 2491 nt
Organism: Daphnia pulicaria
Lineage: Eukaryota; Metazoa; Arthropoda; Branchiopoda; Diplostraca; Daphniidae
Product: casein kinase I
Exons: 8
Coding region: 560-1600 (346 amino acids)
Biological process (GO): peptidyl-serine phosphorylation; negative regulation of canonical Wnt signaling pathway; signal transduction
Cellular component (GO): nucleus; cytoplasm
Molecular function (GO): protein serine/threonine kinase activity; ATP binding
Source: RefSeq, a predicted model, not a curated record